Sorex fumeus (smoky shrew) is the source of this 2672-nucleotide messenger RNA. It is a transcript of the gene PRKCB, whose product is annotated as protein kinase C beta. The coding region runs from base 52 to 2073 and encodes 673 amino acids. The transcript is spliced from 17 exons. NCBI's taxonomy places the organism in Eukaryota, Metazoa, Chordata, Mammalia, Eulipotyphla, Soricidae. Gene Ontology annotation, molecular function: diacylglycerol-dependent serine/threonine kinase activity; ATP binding; zinc ion binding. Gene Ontology annotation, biological process: protein phosphorylation. The record is from RefSeq and is a predicted model, not a curated record.
CCCGCCCGCCCGCCCGCCCGCCGGCCCCGGGCCGCCGCUCCCGCGCGCAAGAUGGCUGACCCGGCUGCGGGGCCGCCGCCGAACGAGGGCGAGGAGAGCACCGUGCGCUUCGCCCGCAAAGGCGCCCUGCGCCAGAAGAACGUGCACGAGGUGAAGAACCACAAAUUCACCGCCCGCUUCUUCAAGCAGCCCACCUUCUGCAGCCACUGCACCGACUUCAUCUGGGGCUUCGGGAAGCAAGGAUUCCAGUGCCAAGUCUGCUGUUUUGUUGUGCACAAACGCUGCCAUGAGUUUGUCACGUUCUCCUGCCCGGGUGCAGACAAGGGCCCUGCUUCUGACGACCCCCGGAGCAAACACAAGUUUAAGAUCCACACCUACUCCAGCCCCACCUUCUGUGACCACUGCGGGUCGCUGCUCUACGGACUCAUCCACCAGGGCAUGAAAUGCGACACCUGCAUGAUGAACGUGCACAAGCGCUGCGUGAUGAACGUGCCCAGCCUGUGCGGCACCGACCACACGGAGCGCCGCGGCCGCAUCUACAUCCAGGCGCACAUCGAGCGGGAAGUUCUCAUCGUCGUCGUAAGAGAUGCAAAAAACCUUGUACCCAUGGACCCCAACGGCUUAUCAGAUCCGUACGUGAAACUGAAACUGAUUCCUGACCCCAAAAGUGAGAGCAAGCAGAAAACCAAAACCAUCAAGUGUUCUCUGAACCCCGAGUGGAACGAGACCUUUAAAUUUCAACUGAAGGAGUCGGACAAGGACAGGAGGCUUUCGGUGGAGAUCUGGGACUGGGACCUGACCAGCAGAAAUGACUUCAUGGGCUCCUUAUCAUUCGGCAUCUCGGAGCUGCAGAAAGCUGGUGUGGACGGCUGGUUCAAGCUGCUGAGUCAGGAGGAAGGAGAGUAUUUCAACGUGCCGGUGCCUCCAGAAGGAGGGGAGGGCAAUGAGGAGCUGCGGCAGAAAUUCGAGAGGGCCAAGAUCGCCCAGGGGUCCAAGACACCGGAAGAAAAGACCACCAACACCAUCUCCAAAUUUGAGAACAACAGCAACCGGGACCGGAUGAAACUGACAGACUUCAACUUCCUGAUGGUGCUGGGCAAAGGCAGCUUUGGCAAGGUCAUGCUUUCCGAGCGCAAAGGCACGGAUGAGCUCUAUGCAGUGAAGAUCCUGAAGAAGGAUGUGGUCAUCCAGGACGACGACGUGGAAUGCACCAUGGUGGAGAAGCGAGUGCUGGCGUUGCCUGGGAAGCCGCCGUUCCUCACCCAGCUGCACUCCUGCUUCCAGACUAUGGACCGUUUGUACUUUGUGAUGGAAUACGUGAAUGGGGGUGACCUCAUGUACCACAUCCAACAAGUGGGCCGGUUUAAGGAGCCUCAUGCCGUGUUUUACGCGGCAGAGAUCGCCAUCGGGCUGUUCUUCUUGCAGAGCAAAGGCAUCAUUUACCGCGACCUCAAACUUGACAACGUGAUGCUGGACUCGGAGGGCCACAUCAAGAUUGCUGACUUCGGCAUGUGCAAAGAGAACAUCUGGGAUGGGGUGACCACCAAGACGUUUUGUGGCACCCCUGACUACAUCGCCCCCGAGAUCAUUGCGUACCAGCCCUACGGGAAGUCUGUGGAUUGGUGGGCCUUUGGAGUGCUGCUGUACGAGAUGCUGGCCGGCCAGGCGCCAUUCGAAGGGGAAGAUGAGGACGAGCUCUUCCAGUCCAUCAUGGAGCACAACGUGGCGUACCCCAAGUCCAUGUCCAAGGAGGCCGUGGCCAUCUGCAAAGGGCUGAUGACCAAGCAUCCAGGCAAACGUCUUGGCUGUGGCCCCGAAGGUGAACGUGACAUCAAGGAACAUGCGUUUUUCCGGUAUAUUGACUGGGAGAAACUUGAACGCAAAGAGAUCCAGCCCCCAUACAAGCCAAAAGCCUGUGGGCGAAAUGCUGAAAACUUCGACCGGUUUUUCACCCGCCAUCCACCCGUCCUAACACCUCCCGACCAGGAAGUCAUCAGGAAUAUUGACCAAUCAGAAUUCGAAGGAUUUUCCUUUGUUAACUCUGAAUUUUUAAAACCUGAAGUCAAGAGCUAAGUAGCUGUGUAGACUCCGUCCUUCAUUCUGUCAUUCGAGCGCAACGGCUACCGUGGUGACAUUUUUUUUUAUUGCAAACUUGCAUCCAUGUUUUCUUUGCUGAUGAGACUAAAGUGACCAUGUUUCAGAACCCAAAUGCCCUCAGGUAGUUUGGGGUCUCUCAAGGAGAUGGACUUCUGCAGAUGGCCGUGUGGAAAAUGCUGCUGCAUAAUUAACACAUUAUCUGAGCCUUCUUCCAAUUUACUUUCCCCAGCAUGUCAGCUGAAUAGGUCCAGUGGGGACAGAAAAAAAUAAAAAUAAAACGCCUGCUUGCUUUUUCUUCUUUCUUUUCCCCUCUCCUGCUCCAUCAUUUUCACGUAUUCUUUCUAAUUCUAACCCUCCAAGGUAGAUGCUUCCUACCCCAGAUUGCUUGCAGGAUUCUUCCCGCUCUAGACCUUAGCUUUGCCUGUUCUCAACCGAGUAUGUGGUUGCUUUGACUUGGAGGGAAUUCCUCCCUCCUGCCUAGUUUGGAGGAGACCCCCCCACCCCCAGAGCUUUGUCUGCAAAGAACAUGCAAAACAAACUAAAAAAAGUAAAAUUGGAUUUGUUAUUCUUUUCAA